Molecule: messenger RNA, 879 nt
Organism: Geodia barretti
Lineage: Eukaryota; Metazoa; Porifera; Demospongiae; Tetractinellida; Geodiidae
Source: the annotation of a GenBank genome assembly
AUGGACAUGAUUAAGCUCCAAGCCACCUAUGAACCCGCUACCUUCACAGCGUUCACCGGUAUACUGGAGGAUAUGUCAGCGGAGAUCAAUGAUAAGUAUAUUUCAGGACAUAGGGUUGAGGGGUAUUUCUGGGAUAGGUUCGGCUUGGGUCUCUCUGAAGUCGUUGUCUACGGCAACCGUUUUGAGCCCGGGUAUCUGAACCCAGUCAAUAUCUACCUGAUUAACGAGCAACCGAUUUCACGAGCAGAUGGGCGCGUCCCUGGCAGUGGGGACAACAUCCUUAUGAGUGUUGAUAUGCGGCUUCGCCUUAUGGACGAUUUUGAAAUUUAUGGCGAACUGAUGGUUGAUGAUGGGAACCCUGCCGCGAAUUUUAAGCAUUGGGAUACGAAGUUUGGUAUCCUCGCCGGUAUAUAUCUAACAGACCCUUUUGGCAUCGCAGAUACUGACUUCCAUGCCGAAUACGCCUUUAUAAACCAGUACGCAUAUACGCACGUAAACCCUGUGAAUGUCUACAAACACUUUACCACACCUAUUGGACAUCAGAUCGGUUCUGAUGCUGACAAUCUAUGGGUAGAACUACGUCGCCGGUGGACAGAUAGGCUUGAAACGACUUUCGGUUACGAAUUAGAACGCCACGGGUCCGGUGAUAUUGACAAGCAACAUCCCGCUGAUGCCCCAAAAGAUGAUGUUUGGACACCGUUAUCUGGCAUCACGGAAAGUGAGCAUCGUCUCUCGAUCGGUGCUAACUGGGUUGUUAUUGGACAUUAUUCCGUGUAUGCAGAGUGGGCACGCGUCUGGAGACGGAACUUGGGAAAUCGUAGAGAUGUCCGCGAAAAUUCAAAUGAAAUUGAAGCCAAAUUCCUCUACCGGUUUCCGUAA